AUGGAUUUAGAUGAAGGCAACUUUUUAAAAAAGAUAUGCGAAAACCAAUUUGGACAAUGCAUAUACGAUCUAAAGAAGAUAUUACGCAAGCAGCCAAUGAUUAAUUAUGAACAAGACUUGGAUUUACCAACAGUUUCAAAAAAUUCAUUCGCAAUGUAUGUUGAAGACUUUAUUUCUCUUUCAGAAAGAGAACAAAUUAGUGGUUCUGUUGAUGUUUUAACAUGUUUGGCCCGUUUAAUUAAACCAUACAUCGAAAUUCCAUAUGAAUAUUGCGAAAUACUUAAUUCUCCAUACUUUUCUGAAAGGUUAGCUCAAUUAGCUUGCGUAAUAGAUCCAAUUUAUUUUAAUAAAUACUUAAGAAGUAUGAAAUAUUUAAUAGCUUGUCCAAGUGUCACUCAAGCAUUUCAAGAACAAGACUUAUUACAGUAUUAUUCAAAGUUUGUUCAGUACGUAUUGGACUCAGGCGAUGAAAAAGUUACAAUUCGCUUCUUUAAAUUGUUACGAAAAUUAAUUCGAUAUGAUUCUUCAUCAAUAGCUUCUUUAUUGAACCACGGACUUGUUCUAAUUGUUCCAUUAUCAGAGAUUGGCAAUAGAUUACCAGUUUUUACCUUACAAUAUCUCAAAUAUUUAAAUCUUUGUUUCAAAGUCAAUAGAGAGCUUUCUUUGACUCUCCCAAGUGAUCUAAUCGAUAGCUUACUAUCAGAUCUGCAAUCUUUGUACGGAAUAACAACAGAAUUAAAUGUUUUAAUAAUUGACAUUUUCUCUGGGUUUUCCGUCGAAGAUAAGCAAUCGUUAUUUUUAAUUAACCACAUGAUCCAUCUUUUUAUCAUGGAUAACCUCUUUUCGAACAAUAUUCCUUCUGCAAUAAUUCCUGAAGCGUUUACUAUUCUCAUUUCAUGUGCAAAUAAUAAUGAAUGCGGAGUAGCUAACGAAAUAGUUCAAAAAUUCGACUUUAACCUAUUAGGAGACAUAAUUCGAGAUUCUCGACCGUUAGUUUUCAAAUUUAUCUGCAUGUUUUUGCAGGCGAUAUUUACUAAUGUGCCCAACUCGGUUGAUUCUGCCCCAACAAUCCCAGAAGCCAUUGAAUCCAGAAUAAAUAGAAAAUGUUCGGCCCCAGAAAAGGAAGCGGCAGCUUUAGCUACACUCACUGCGUUCCAAAAUGGGGAAUCCCAAGAAAUCCAGAUGCUCUGGCUGCUUCCUUCGAUGAUUGAGAACUUAGUUUAUUAUAUCUUCAGCGUUCCAGAAUCUGAUCUCGAAAACAUCAAAACUGCUGUUACAAAAAUAUGGAAUCUCUCAGAAAAUAACAGCGAUAUUCGAGAAAUCCUUUCAAGUUUGUGCGAAAUUGAAAAAUUCAAUUUAUGA
Molecule: messenger RNA, 1362 nt
Organism: Trichomonas vaginalis G3
Lineage: Eukaryota; Parabasalia; Trichomonadida; Trichomonadidae
Exons: 1
Coding region: 1-1362 (453 amino acids)
Source: RefSeq, a predicted model, not a curated record